Messenger RNA from Fomitiporia mediterranea MF3/22, 1164 nucleotides. RefSeq names its product kinase-like protein. Gene Ontology annotation, molecular function: ATP binding; protein serine/threonine kinase activity. Lineage: Eukaryota; Fungi; Basidiomycota; Agaricomycetes; Hymenochaetales; Hymenochaetaceae. Gene Ontology annotation, cellular component: nucleus; cytoplasm. The transcript has 8 exons. Gene Ontology annotation, biological process: mitotic DNA damage checkpoint signaling; protein phosphorylation. The record is from RefSeq and is a predicted model, not a curated record. The coding region runs from base 1 to 1164 and encodes 387 amino acids.
AUGGAUCAGAGUCUCAACCACCUGAGGCCUCUAUUCCAAGGUAAAGAUGGUGAGCCCACGUUUCAUGAAAACUGGACCUGGGAAGAGAAUAAAGGCGGAAAAAACGUACCGCGGAAGAUGAAGAUUAUGAGAUGGUUAGGCAAUGGAACUUACGCUCGCGUUGGGGUUAUCAAACGAGAUGAUAUCAUAAAAGGCCAGAAGCUAGAGUUUGCUGCCAAAGUCACCAGGAAAUGGAGAAACCCAGAUGGUACAAUACGUAUUGAUGAAGAAAAUCAAAGGGCUAAGAAGUUUACAUUCAACGAGAUAAGAGUAUUAGCAGUAGCAGGGCUGGCACAUAGAAAUGUGAUCAAAUGUUAUGGAGCAUUUGAGAAUGAUAAUUCGUGGGUCACUGUUCUUGAAUAUGCGAAAGGAGGGGAUCUCUUUUCUCGUCUGAGGGAGCUCAGGAGAGCCGGGAGAUUCUCUGAGACGAUCGCAGCGAAUUAUAUAAGGUGCAGGCCAUUGAAAACCGCCAUCGACUUGUACUUACAUUCAGUUCGAAUUCAAAGGCAAAUGGUUGAAGCACUUGUUUAUCUUCAUUCGAAGAAGAUUAUGCACAGAGACUUAAAACCAGAAAACUUUCUUAUAAAAGAAAAAUGUGGCACCUUUACCGAAGACGUCCUCCUACUCAGUGACUUCGGAUUAAAGGGUAGACAUAUGGUCACUUGGGCAUUUACAUACGAUGUAUUCACUGGCACAGAAGUCGACAGAGCUGUCCCGCCUCACGGGCUUCCUCCCAGUACAGACCAAAAACUCUUGCAGAUUACUGUAGCAAAGGCAAUUACCAAUGAGCAGAUUGAGAAGUAUGUGAUAGCUGGUAAUCGAAUGCAGCAUAUAUCAGAGAUUGAGAUUAUUCUAGGGCAUAAGUGGUUCCAAAACUGUGACAAUGCACUGUGGAACAAUGAUACACUAGAUAGAUGGAAAAGCAGCUUGAUAUAUGCUCGGAACGAAGCCCAGAAAAUAUUGGACAAAAAGCAAGCUGAGGAAAGCAAUGUUACUAAAUCUACAGAUUCUACCCACCAAAGGGUAGAAAAGCAGAGUAAGCACUUCUCUGCUAUAAGAAGAACUAUUGCAAAGGCAAAAGAGACUAUAAAAGUUAAGACAAGUAAGAGGAAAGGAAAAAAAUGA